Molecule: messenger RNA, 4052 nt
Organism: Drosophila persimilis
Lineage: Eukaryota; Metazoa; Arthropoda; Insecta; Diptera; Drosophilidae
Gene: dati
Exons: 11
Coding region: 712-3966 (1084 amino acids)
Biological process (GO): regulation of transcription by RNA polymerase II
Cellular component (GO): nucleus
Molecular function (GO): RNA polymerase II cis-regulatory region sequence-specific DNA binding; DNA-binding transcription factor activity, RNA polymerase II-specific
Source: RefSeq, a predicted model, not a curated record
GUGUGCUUGUUUUCGCAAUCGCUCAAUGGUGGGUCAGUGGCACACCAUCUGCUUCUGACCGCAAAUCGUGAUCGCGACUGCCCGAGGCAACGGCAACGGCCACCGAUCCGAUGCCGCUACUCCACUUAGUUUCCCUUUAGUUGUAAAUUGUAGUUUCAGUAUGCCAAGUGUUUUCUCAUUAUCGUGCCAAGGCUGUCAGGAAGAGCAGAGGCAGAAGAAGAGGCAGAGUCUAAACUAAAUUGGAGCGAGCAAUCAACGAGUUUGAACAAAAAACGGUCACUAGUAAACUACCAUUACGAAGUUACGAUAUCGCGAAACCGCAACGUGUGCCUUAUUCCGGCCUUAUGUUCAAAUAACUUUCAAUAAUGCAUAACUAAAUAAACCACAUACAUAUACGGAAAAAAAAACUAAAUUUAAGAAUCAAGCGAAAAUAGCUACACCAAGGGAUACUAUUUGAGUAUCAUCCGAAUUAUAGUCUCAUUAUAUCUAAUGGCUGGCGCUAUAGCCAUUUUGAAAAGGAACUGUAAUGCAUCAGGAAUGUGAGUAGAACAUGCAGUGAUAUUAUAUGAAAUCGAGAUGCUGUGGGCAACCGCAAACGAAUCGCACUGGACUGACCAGUUCUAAUCUUGGGAGUCCCAAUCAAAGAUCGGUCGGCAAAAAGAUAUUGAUACAGAAAACAAGUAUACAAAUCUCCUGACCACCAUCAUCCUGAUGUUCAAAAUGGACGCCGCAGACUUCUGGCAGCAGGCCCGCGCACCAUUCGGACUUCACUCGGCGCUUCAUCAACACACUCCUCCGAACCAACAACAGCAGCAGCACCACCACCAUCAGCAUCAACAUCAUCAUCAACAGCACCACCAGUCCCACCAUCCAACAAUAUCGCAACAGCAUGAUCACCAGUUAACCCCCAGUGCCAAUUCAGAUGGCACGGCUGCCAGCAACAACAGCAAUAGCAACAACCCGUCACUAAACACUAAAAUCGAAUCUAGCGGGCCUCAGCAACAUCACCACCUUCUGCAACACCAGCACCAUGAGCAGCCCUUUGGCCCCGAUUCCUUCAGGGGUCAGCUCUCGGCGCCAGCCCCGCAGCUAAGUAAUCAUCACCUGCUGUUCAACGCCGCGGCUGCCGCUGCCGCCGCAGCUCACCUCAAGUCUACAGCCCUACAGAAUAAUAUUUCGCCCCCGUCAGAUCAGUCCAAUAUGCUCCGAAACUAUGGCCAUAAUCCGUUAAAUCCCGUCAUCAAGCCUAAACAAGAGCUUGACCAACAGCCGCCGCGUCUUGAUGAAAACCGCCAACAGCAAACGGAGCAGGCAUACACUGGUGACUUUUACGACGCGGGUGACGCCCCAGGCUCCGGCACGGAUGCCUCUGCAAGUGUUACCUGUACUAGUAGCGUCGGCGCUGAUCAAUUGCAAUCCAAUCAACAAACACAACAGCAGACUUCAGGAGGUCUUCAGCAACCGCAGCCACAACCCCACCGGCAGACACAGAGUCCAGGGCCUGGAACGGUAAUGCUCAACAAACCGUUAUCACAAGGUCAGCAGUCGCCGCAGCACUCAAUAACGCCAUCUGGUGGCAGCUCUACUCCUGAAAUUAAAUUCAACAACGACAAGAUGGCCAACGAGAUACAGCUUCAGCUAUCCCGGUCGAGUAGCGCAGCCGCGAUCAGUGAACGCACCCUUGAAGAAUGUUGGUCAACCCUGCAACGACUUUUUAUGCACAAAAGCGCUAUGCAGCAAAUACAACAACAAAUUCCUCGCGUUGGACUGGCGACGCACGGAGUUACCGGCACGCCUAGCUUGGGUGGCAAUGCUACACCCGGAACGGACACCAAGCCACAUCAGUGCCAACAGUGCAUGAAGAGUUUUUCCAGCAAUCACCAGCUCGUGCAGCACAUUCGUGUCCACACUGGAGAAAAGCCGUACAAAUGCUCUUACUGUGAUCGUAGAUUUAAGCAGCUGUCCCAUGUCCAACAGCACACGCGCUUGCACACAGGAGAACGCCCUUACAAGUGCCACCUGCCCGACUGUGGGCGAGCCUUCAUACAGCUCUCCAAUCUGCAGCAACAUCUCCGAAAUCAUGACGCCCAAGUGGAGCGAGCCAAGAAUCGUCCAUUUCACUGUAAUAUUUGUGGAAAGGGAUUCGCCACUGAGUCCAGUCUGCGGACGCACACAUCCAAAGAGCUACAGCUGCAUCUUGGUGUCUUGCAGCAGCAUGCGGCACUCAUCGGUGGUCCCAAUGCAACAUCCUGCCCGGUAUGCCAUAAGCUCUUUCUUGGUACCGAAGCACUCAUGGACCAUAUGAAACACGUCCAUGAAGAAAAGAGCCCACCUUCAAGUGGAACAGCUGCAACCCACUUUAGUGAGAUCAUCAAUUGUGCGGGUGGCAACGGAAAUGACAAUGUAUCUGGGGGCGGGCCAAUACCAAUUGGCUCACAAUGUACAUCCGAAUCCACCUGUGCAAGGAUACCUACACAUCCCCCAACUGGGAGUGGACCAAACCUCAGCGACAGCUACCUGGGAAAAAGAAGAACUGCCAAUCAUCCAUGUCCAGUCUGUGGCAAGCAUUACGUCAACGAAGGAUCUCUGCGAAAGCAUCUGGCUUGUCACGCCGAGACCUCCCAGCUCCCAAAUAGCCUCCGCAUGUGGCCCUGUAGUGUGUGCCAGGCUGUUUUCACACAUGAAAAUGGCCUGCUUACCCAUAUGGAGUCGAUGCGUAUGGAUCCUAAGCACCAGUUCGCGGCUCAAUACGUCUUGUCCCGAGCGGCAGCAGAGCAACGAGAGCGAGAGAGCAUACUAGCGGCCACUAUAGCUGCCGGCAGUGGUGCUGCCAGUGGAAUCGGAGUUGGAGAGGCGAGAAAUGUGCUACCUAUGGGUGUGACCAACUCAGGGGGAUCCAACUCAAAGUGCCCGUCACCAUCAGCAAACUCGGAAUGUUCGUCGAACGGGCGGCUUUCAUCGUCAUCAACUUCCGAUCAAGAUCAAGAACAUGAUCACGAUCACGGCCUAAGUGAAACUGAGAACAGUAGCCACAACAAUAUUAGCAACACCAAUAACAACACCCUGUGCGCGAAUAACAACAGCUGCAAUUCCAGCAAAAUGAACGAGCUGCGUCUUCCAAAUUCGAGUCAAUACAAUAUGGAUACCGGGCUGCACGUUGCCAAUCGAAUGUCACUAAUGGCAGCAGCAGCCGCAGCUGUAGCAGCAUCCCGACCACCACAGGAUGGGAUUGACUGUUCGAAUGUUCCCAGUGCGGCCGUCCAAGCUGCUGUGGUUAAUCUUGCCGCUGCUAUGCGUAUGAACAAUCCCAACAAUGGUUCUACUGCACUUGUAAGCCACUCCGCGCAUCCCCAUUCCAUCCAGCACCAACAGCAUCUCGGCGAACAUCCUUUACCCCACCAUCAGCACCCUCAUAAUCUUCAGCAACAGCAGACACCACAGCACCAUCAACAGCAGUUGUCACAUUUGUUAGGGCACGGGCACUCUCACGGGAACAAUUCCCGCCGUUCGCCGAACAUAAAUGUGCCGAGCUUGCAGAUGCAAAACGAGUCAUCAGCUAACGCGUCGUCCGUUGCGAUGAACAUGAACGUUAACAUGAUGCGUGGCUCCAUAGAACCAGACUCAACACUAGGAGGAAUGAAUCCGAUAGAGGCCCUCCAUCAUCAGCAACAACAUCAUCACCAGGCGUCAACUUAUUCACAGCACGCAGUGGCUCCUAGUACUCAGCAAGCCCAUUCACAACACAGUCACCACCAUCCAGAAACCGCUCUUCGCAUGCACCAGCAGGCCGAAGCAAUUCUGCGCUCCCAUGAGGUGGCAUUUCGUUUGGCUGCCAGUACCGGCGUCAAAAGCGAAUCAGAACAGCAACAGUCAAUUGGUGGCAAUGGCAAUGUCAGUGCUAACAGUAACGAACAGCAUCGAUUCCCGACACAUCAGCAAGAGCAACAAGUACCGUCGAGCUCAUGAAGCUUGGCGGUGAUUGAGCCCAGUAGGAUAGGUACAGAUAGAAAUACAGAAUCAAGUACAACGAUUUCGUAAUUGCGUCGAUUGCA